Meyerozyma guilliermondii ATCC 6260 is the source of this 753-nucleotide messenger RNA. RefSeq names its product SDR family oxidoreductase. The record is from RefSeq and is a predicted model, not a curated record. The transcript has a single exon. Gene Ontology annotation, molecular function: oxidoreductase activity, acting on the CH-OH group of donors, NAD or NADP as acceptor. Lineage: Eukaryota; Fungi; Ascomycota; Pichiomycetes; Serinales; Debaryomycetaceae. Bases 1 to 753 code for a protein of 250 amino acids.
AUGGAACAAACGUACUUUAUUUCAGGCGCCAAUCGUGGGAUUGGUUUUUCUAUGGUGCAGCAAUUGGCUGCGAAAUCUGGGGUAAAAAUAAUUGCAACCGCCAGAGACCCAACUUCGGCAACGGCUUUAAAUGAGUUGGCCAAAGCUAAUCUGCAAGUCAAGGUUGUUCAAUUGGAUGUCAGUGACGAAGAGAGUAUCAAAAAAGCUGCAAAAAAUGUUUUACAAUAUACUGACUCGAUCGAUGUGUUUGUCUCAAAUGCAGCAGUUGCAAAAUCUUUUGGCAAUCUCUUAGACACUCCAAGAGAACAGUGGGUAGAGCAUUUCCACACCAAUGUUUUAGGGUCCAUUCGCUUAUUCCAGGAAUUGUACCCUUUGAUAAAAAAAGGAACACAAAAGAAAGUAAUUUUCAUAUCUUCUGAUUGCGGCUCGUUAAACUUGGAUAUUCGUCUUAAUUUUUCAGCCUAUGGACAGUCUAAGGCUGCUCUCAACUACUCCACAAAAGAGUUGGCGAGACAGUUGGAGCCUGAAAAUUUUAUUGUGGCUGCGGUUCAUCCUGGGCAUGUAAGUACUGAUAUGGGUAAAGGCGGUGAGAAAGCAUUUCUUGCUGCUGAUGAAGCCAAUGCCAAAAAUUUCUUUACUCCAGAAUCCAAAAUCACACCCGAUGAAAGUGCCAGUGCAUUGUGCAAACUUUUCGAAAAUUUGAGUGUUACAGGCAAGUUUUUGAGCUACGAUGGAACCGAACUUCCAUGGUAA